CUACAUACGUUGCAGUGCUAGGACUUGUCCAUUAUCACUACCAACCAAAUUCUUGCUUCUCUCUCUCUUUCUCAAACUCUUUUACUUUCAAAAGGGUACAAAGAAUUAGGGUCUUGCAAAAUGAGGAAGCGACAGGUAGUUGUGAGAAGAGAAGAGCCAUCAAGGUGUUCAACAACUUCAGCUCAGACUAUUACGACUGUGAGAUAUGCGGAGUGCCAAAAGAAUCAUGCAGCUAGUGUCGGAGGUUAUGCCGUUGAUGGCUGCAGGGAGUUCAUGGCUAGUGGGGAGGAAGGGACAAAUGGUGCACUCACUUGUGCUGCCUGUGGCUGCCACAGGAACUUCCACAAGAGGGAAGUGGAGACUGAAGUGGGAUAUGAACAAGCUGCAAAUUCUUCAAAUGGGACAUAGAAUUGAAUAAUAUAUAUAGUAUGUGUUCAUGGAUGUUGAUCAUUUUAUGUAUUGGUGUAUUUUUCUUUCCUGGUGUGUGAUGGUUGUUGAAGUCUUUGUGUUUGAUGCUGAAGACUAAGCCUCAUGUAAUAUAGGUUUGUGAUAAAGGGGAAAAAUAUGAGUAUGUAAUGAUGAGUCAUUCUCCCUCCUUUCAAUUUUCAGAUUGGGGCAAAUCAUCAUAAGAGGUAAUUCUCAUUCUGAUUCAUGAGCACAAGACAUUUCAGCUUUGGUGUGUUAUUGUGCUAGUUGAGUAGCUACGGAGAAGUGCAUAUCAAAGGAGAUUUGGGAAUAUAUAUUAGAUGUAAUGAAGUUGCAAUACAUAUAUAUGUGUAUCAAUUGAUGAAGUGUGAGAUGCUUUACAUAGUACUUUUCAGAAGAAGGGCUUCAAUUUCAUGUUCUAUAACA
Quercus robur (English oak) is the source of this 852-nucleotide messenger RNA. Its product is annotated as mini zinc finger protein 2-like. Gene Ontology annotation, biological process: regulation of developmental process; regulation of DNA-templated transcription. The record is from RefSeq and is a predicted model, not a curated record. Gene Ontology annotation, cellular component: nucleus. Gene Ontology annotation, molecular function: DNA-binding transcription factor activity; transcription cis-regulatory region binding. The transcript has a single exon. NCBI's taxonomy places the organism in Eukaryota, Viridiplantae, Streptophyta, Magnoliopsida, Fagales, Fagaceae. Bases 121 to 408 code for a protein of 95 amino acids.